Molecule: messenger RNA, 2162 nt
Organism: Esox lucius (northern pike)
Lineage: Eukaryota; Metazoa; Chordata; Actinopteri; Esociformes; Esocidae
Product: protein-L-isoaspartate O-methyltransferase domain-containing protein 2
Exons: 7
Coding region: 382-1575 (397 amino acids)
Biological process (GO): protein modification process
Cellular component (GO): cytoplasm
Molecular function (GO): protein-L-isoaspartate (D-aspartate) O-methyltransferase activity
Source: RefSeq, a predicted model, not a curated record
GGCUGGUUGAAUGUUUACAUCUAGCUAGCAGAAGUCUAGCGGUGCCCAAUCUAAGCGCUUCCAAACAAAAGCCUAAAGACAAGCAAACUAAAAGCGGGAGUCGGCAUUUUAUCAAGAAACAAUUGACUCAGCAUUUGUAGGAAAAGUAAAGAACAGGGGCCCUUGAGUGGUGCAGUGGGCCCGUAGUUAACUGUCAUGGUGAGGCCAGGGUUUGAAUCCUGUUUGCUGAUUGGCCCAGCACUCCAAUGGAAGUGGGUGCAGUCAGCCUGAACCAUCUAGGUUUGGGGUGUUAGUAGCUGAAUUUGGUUGCCUGAACAUGAAUGUUUUCCAAAAUAAAUAUUCAGGAAGGAGGUCCCCUUCCCCUGUCUCUCUCCAGUCAGAAUGGGAGGAGCCGUGAGCGCUGGGGAGGACAACGACGAGCUGAUUGACAACCUGAAGGAAGCGCACUACAUCCGCUCCGAGCUGGUGGAGCGCGCCUUCAGGGCCAUCGACCGGGCGGACUACUACCUGGAUGAGUACCGCGACAACGCCUACAAGGACCUGGCGUGGCGCCACGGCAACAUCCACCUCUCAGCCCCCUGCAUCUACUCCGAGGUGAUGGAGGCCCUGGACCUCCGGCCUGGCCUGUCCUUCCUCAACCUGGGCAGUGGCACGGGGUACCUCAGCACCAUGGUGGGACUCACCCUGGGUCCGUUUGGCGUCAACCACGGUGUGGAGCUCCACCCUGAUGUGAUCCAGUACGCCUACCGGAAGCUUGACUGCUUCAUCAAAACCAGCGACAGCUUCGACAAGUUUGAGUUCUGCGAGCCGUCCUUUGUGGUGGGGAACUGCCUGGAGAUCCCGCCUGAGUGCCGGCAGUACGACCGGGUGUACUGCGGUGCGGGGGUGCAGCGAGACCACGAGGAGUACAUGAAGAACCUCCUGAAGGUGGGGGGGAUUCUGGUACUGCCCCUGGAGGAGAAGCUGACCAAGAUCACUCGUACAGGCCAGAGCAGCUGGGAGACCAAAAAGAUCAUUGCCGUUUCCUUUGCUCCUUUGGUGCUCCCCAAACACAACACCAACGGCAAACCCAGAACUGUCCCACUACCCAUAUUUGAGGUGCGUACGUUGCAGGAGCUGGCGCGCAUCUCUAUCCGCCACGCCCUGAGAGUGCCCACCGACAGCGGGGAAGGCCAGCCGCGGCCCCGGGGUUCCUUUGGAGGGGGCAGGGGCCUGGGUGUCGGCGGCCUCCACAAAUACGGCCCACGUUUCAAGCGCCGCCGUGUCCACCGGCGCCACUGCAACUCUGUGGUGCUGGCUAACAAGCACGUGCUGAGGAGCAGCGGCAUCGCCUACCCCCUCACCCCGGACAGCAAUAACAACAGUGGGGAGGAGGAGCAGGGGCGGGCCCACCGGGGGGCGGGAGAGGACGAGGCUGCGGCGGAGGAGGAAGAGGACGAGGAGGAGGAAGCGGAGAGGGAGACCGGGGAGCUGCUCCGGGUAGAACCUCCUGUGAACGUCCUGAGGGAGAGGGUUCUGUGUCUGCCUCUUCCGGAGCCGCUGAAGAUGUAUCUGCUGUACUACCGGGAAAAAUGACUUCUACGCCACUGGAGCACACGUCCCUGAGGAACCUGCCCGGGCUUGGGCUUAUACCAACCCACCCUUUAGGCAGGGCAACAAGUUCCCUGUUAAUGACUGGGUCUCUCCCUCUAUUGCGCUCUUUUUCUCUCCUUUCAUGCUGUUCCUCUCCCGUUUUUCUCGUUUUCCAUCUCUUGCUUUCAAACUUUCUUUCUCCCCCUCCUUAUUUAAUUAUUUUCCUGUCACUAAAAGCAGGAAGAUGCAAAGGUAUUUGACCAAUAUGGAGAGGAGUUCAUCAUGGGCACCGAAGCUUUUCUCAAGGGCACCAAUGUUUAUUUUUUUUAACGGCCAAAAGGAUCAAUUAGGAUUUCUGUUGCGGAAUUUUGGGAGGGAGAAUUUGUGAUUUUUAAUUUCACUACCUCCCUGACCAUUUGUACACAUGCCUGCCCUAGCCCGGUGUCUGUUAUACUGCUGUAUAAUUUGGCUAAACUUGUGACAUUAUCUGUAGUCAUAGGCCUCAAAGCACUUUGGUCCAGAUCUUCUCCGUGAGAGACUGAAGAAAGCCUCUGAGAUCACUUGAGAGCCUAGUCCUUCACAAGUGGGGG